This is a messenger RNA of Volvox carteri f. nagariensis, 555 nucleotides long. RefSeq lists its product as uncharacterized. The transcript is spliced from 3 exons. Bases 1 to 555 code for a protein of 184 amino acids. The record is from RefSeq and is a predicted model, not a curated record. NCBI's taxonomy places the organism in Eukaryota, Viridiplantae, Chlorophyta, Chlorophyceae, Chlamydomonadales, Volvocaceae.
AUGCUGCCCCACUGCCUCCACGGUCAGCAUGACCACACCGAGCGGGGAUGUGAGCUGCCAGUCGAGUUGGAGGUAGUGGAGGAGGGCACCACUGGAUACAUUGAGCAUACUCUGUGGCUCUUCAGGUGGCAUUCGACGCGGUGGUACGGCAGCUGUUGGAAGGCUCUGUGGCUUCAAGGCAGCAGGGCUAUGCCCGGCGUCUUACUUGUGCACACGUGGGUGGAGCAGUUCAGCACUCGGGGGAGCACUGGGGUGGGUGGCAUCACUCGAUUUAGCACUCGGGAGCGUGUCCGUCUGUCCAUCUGUCGGGGUGCGAAAGCGAGUGCGGCAAACGAGUGGGUGCCGCUUGCUUCUGGGAGACUGUGCAAACUCGCGAACCUGUCGUAUGGACCUGUACGUAGCACAAAAAACUUGGCUACAUUUGUGGCAGAGGUGGUGGACUCAUUACCAGGGACACCAGCUAUUGCGGCUGGCAGUAGCAGCGGCGAUGUGGAUGUAGUGUGCUGCUCACAGCUGAUGGCUAACUACCACUCGGUUUGCAACACCGCCAUCUAG